AAUUCUGUUUUUAGCUCAUCUGAUUUUUUGAAAAAAAUGAUGAGUUAUUGUCAUCACUUGAGCGGUUGUCGGCGUCGGCGUCGGUGUCGGCGUCGGCGUCGGCGUUGCCUGGUUAAGUUUUAUGUUUAGGUCAGCUUUUCUCCUAAACUAUCAAAGCUAUUGCUUUGAAACUUGGAAUACUUGUUCACCAUCAUAAGCUGACCCUGUAUAGCAAGAAACAUAACUCCAUCUUGCUUUUUGCAAGAUUUAUGGCCCCUUUUGUACUUAGAAAAUAUCAGAUUUCUUGGUUAAGUUUUAUGUUUAGGUCAACUUUUCUCCUAAACUAUCAAAGCUAUUGCUUUGAAACUUGGAAUACUUGUUCACCAUCAUAAGCAGACCCUGUACAUCAAGAAACAUAACUCCAUCUUGCUUUUUGCAAGAUUUAUUGCCCCUUUUGGACUUAGAAAAUCAGUUUUCUUGGUUAAGUUUUAUGUUUAGGUCAGCUUUUAUCCUAAACUAUCAAAGCUAUUACUUUAAAACUUGCAACACUUGUUCAACAUCAUAAGUUGACCCUGUACAGCAAGAAACAUAACUCCAUCCUGCUUUUUGCAAGAUUUAUGGCCCCUUUUGGACUUAGAAAAUAUCAGAUUUCUUGGUUAAGUUUUAUGUUUAGGUCAACUUUUUCUCUUAAACUAUCAAAGCUAUUGCUUUGAAACUUGCAACACUUGUUGACCAUCAUAAGCUGACCCUGUACAGCAAGCAACAUAACUCCAUCCUGCUUUUUGCAAUAAUUAUUGCCCCUUUUGGACUUAGAAAAUCAUUUUCUUGGUUGAGUAUUAUGUUUAAGCCAACUUUUCUCAUAAACUAUCAAAGCUAUUGCUUUAAAACUUGCAACAGUUUUUCACCAUCAUAAGUGGACACUGAACAUCAAGAAACAUAACUGUAUCCUGCUUUUUGCAAGAAUGAUGGCCCUUUUUAGACUUAGAAAAUCAUGGGUAGGACAAUAUUUCUAUUACACAAAAAAAAUCAGAUGAGCGUCAGCACCCGCAAGGCGGUGCUCUUGUUUGUUCUUUCUGGUCAAAAGUCUGAAUUUUAUACCCAUUGUAUGUAUCACUUAUUUUCUCUUAGAAAGAAAUCAGUAAUCAAGAUCGCGCUGUUUGAAAAUUAACAAAUGAUUAUAUGAAAAUUCGACCGUUUCAUACAAAUUUGCUUACAUUUCCGUUGAUAUUUUAUUGAAAUCUUAAUAGCACUUGUUUGCGUUCUAAAAAUAGAACUUUAUUGAUCGAUAUCCCACAAUGCACCGCGCGUGUAACACAGAUUGCGGACAAAGGUUACAGUGUAAAUAAAUAGAACGCUGUGUGAAAACUGACAGUAUUGCAAUUUCUAACUAAAUUUCAAAGUUUGUGACAAUGGAUAGUAGUGAGAGGAAGAGGAAAAUAGGUGCAACAAAACAUUGCGCAUAUGGAACGUGUAAUAGUGACUCUAGAUAUCCGGAACGAGCUGAAAUGCGUGAUGUGUUUUUCAUCAGAUUUCCUAAGCCAGGAAAAGACUUCGAAAAAUGUCAGCGAUGGGUGAAGGCUUGUUGCAGGGUAGGAUUUGAUGAGACCUGGGUGAAGAAAGACACUUAUAUCUGCAGUCUACAUUUUGUAGGUGGAAAUGGGCCAACAGAUUUACACCCGGAUCCGAUCCCGGCUAACGCCACAAAAUAUGAUGUACAACGGAUUAAGAAGACACCAAGAAGACGGAUACAAAGGCGUCUGAUAUUGAAAGAAUCACCAAACACUGUCCUUAAACAGACUAGGUCAGAUAAUAAUCAAGCAUCACAACAACCUUUCAACACACCGCAUGGCCAAGAGACAGAUGAUCAUGAUAUUGCGACAAUUCUGCUGUCAUUGAGUGAAAAGGUUGAUAACAAAGAGAACAUCCCAGACGAGGAAAAUGAGCAGCCAUACAAUAAUCGAUACAUGACUGAAGCGAGGGUUUCCAGUGAAAUCUUUACCGCAAGAAAACUGUGUACAAAAAGUUCCCAGACGGAAGCAGGAAGUUCCCAAGAGAUAGCACUUCGAAUAAAGAACAAAAUUUUAGAGAAUGAAAAUGAAAACUUAAAGUCCAAACUUGAAAUUUCACAAACAUUAACAAAAGAAACAAAUGUAAAGCGCACAGUACAAGUGCGUUGCGACUUCGAUUUUUCGGAACUAGAAAAUGAUGACAAAAAAGCAGGUUUUUCACAGGAUUAACAUAUUUACAACUACUUCAAUUGUGGAAAUUUCUGGCACCAGCUCUGCCACACUUAAAAUAUUGGAAUCGCAAGUCAGUGAAUAAAGAGUCGCUUCUCAUCUCUCCAAAAAAUGCUUUUUUAAUGACAUUAAUGCGUUUGCAUAAUGGAUAUACAAAUCAGGAUUUAGCUUACAGAUUUGGAACAAGUGCUGCAAACGUUUCUCAGAUAAUUCUGACUUGGAUUCAGUUUUUAUACAAGCAGAUGUUACCGUUAAAACAGUUCAUGUUUGCGGAUCGUGGAAGAAUCAGGGAAUUAAUGCCAGCUUGUUUUAAAAAGUACAAAAAUCUAAGAUGCAUAAUCGACUGCACAGAAUUUUUUUCCCAGAGACCAAGAAAUUUCCAACGACAAGGGAAUCUUUUCUCAUCUUACAAAUCUCAUACAACGUACAAAGUACUCGUUGCCAUUGCGCCUAAUGGUUCUAUAAUGUAUAUAAGUGAUGUUUAUGAGGGAUCCAUAUCAGACAGGGAAAUUGUUGCAAAGUCAGGGUUUUAGAUUUUUUGCACCCUGGUGAUACAGUUAUGGCUGACCGGGGGUUUAACAUUAAAGACUUGCUGAAUGAUCGGAAAGUAGACUUAAUAAUACCUCCAUUUUUAAUGGGUAGGAAACACUUAACACCACAAGAGGAGGCACUGACUAAAGAUAUUGCGAAGCAUAGAAUUCAUGUCGAAAGGUCUAUUGAAAGAGUGAAGAAAUUUAAGUUAUUACAGAAAACAUUACCAUUGGCUCUAGAGCCAGUUUUAACACAAAUUGUAUUUAUUGUAGCCUGUCUAGUCAAUUUUCAGGAACCUCUUGUCAGAUAAUGUGAAUACAUUUAUUAGGUGCAGUUACUAAGAACUGUAACUCUGAUUUCAGUGAUAAAUGAAACAGAAUGUAUGGAAUUUGUAAAAUAAUCUCGAAUACAGUUGGAAAGGAAAUACAAUGUAAAUUUAAGAAUUGAAUUAUUUUUUUUCGGAAUUCAAGCGAAAUGAAAGACAGAAUAGGAUGGGUAAAUUUUUGUGAUAUUCUGUCAUUCAAGUCACAUGAGUAGUAAAAAAAAUCAUUUCUUAAUUGAUAUCCAACUCUGUUGCAUGUUUGGAAGUUUACAGGUACUUGUGGAGAAUAGAUGGUGUACAAGUAAGAAAGCCAGGAAUACAAGUUACAGUUACAAAAAGUAUUUUGUGCAAAAGUAUUGUAAAAUGAAUUUAAACUAAAGACAAAUAUAAAAGAAUGUAAGACACUUUAAGGAUUUUCUAAUUAUUUUAUUAAAUUAAUAAACUGUGUUCUAGUUAUCAGUAAUAUAUUGUACUAUGUCAGAACAUAAUAAAGUAUGUCAAAGUAA
Messenger RNA from Mercenaria mercenaria, 3575 nucleotides. RefSeq lists its product as uncharacterized. The record is from RefSeq and is a predicted model, not a curated record. Lineage: Eukaryota; Metazoa; Mollusca; Bivalvia; Venerida; Veneridae. The transcript has 4 exons. Bases 1389 to 2216 code for a protein of 275 amino acids.